GGUUCCUUUCUUCUCCCAAAUGGAUGAUCAACUCCUCGACGCCAUAUGCGAGCGUUUAGUUUCCUCCCUCAGUACCAAAGGCACCUACAUCGUUCGGGAGGGCGACCCCGUGACCGAGAUGCUCUUCGUAAUCCGCGGAAGGCUCGAAAGCUCCACUACCAACGGUGGAAGGACGGGCUUCUUCAACUCCAUAACAUUGCGGCCUGGCGAUUUCUGCGGCGAAGAGCUUCUUUCUUGGGCCCUCGUUCCAAAGUCGACGACCAACCUUCCCUCUUCCACGAGAACCGUCCGGACUCUCGUCGAAGUCGAGGUUUUGGCUCUGCGAGCGGAAGAUCUGAAGUUCGUGGCAAAUCAAUUUCGAAGGCUCCAUAGCAAGAAGCUGCAGCAUACUUUCCGGUUCUAUUCACAUCACUGGCGGAACUGGGCGGCGUGCUUCAUUCAAGCUGCCUGGCGACGGUACAAGAGGAGGAAGAUGAUGAAGAGUUUUAGCUUGAGCGAAUCUUUCUCUUCACGGGCUGAAAGCCAAGCGAAUCCGGAAUCUGAGCAGGAGGAAGAUGGCAGCCCGAGUGCAGCUGAAUCGUCUCAACCUAAGCAGAGCAUCAGGUCUAUGAUGCUGGCUUCAAAGUUUGCUGCUUAUAGUAGGAAAGGUACUCAUAAGAGCAAAGGUGUUGAUAUGCCUAAGUUGAAGAAGCCUGAUGAGCCUGAUUUUUCUGCUGAUUCUUUUGACUAGUGGGUAAGUAUAUGCUGCUUUUAAUCAGAUGAUUUCUCUCGACAGCUGAGGAAUCUUUCAGUGUGGUUCUCAUUUGUAAUGUAAUAAUGAUUGUAAGCAUAUAUACAAAUUUAGAAUGUAAUUUACAUUUUGUGCAAUCUUUGGCUAUUAUAGUAAUAUUGAUAUUCUGAAAGUC
This is a messenger RNA of Phalaenopsis equestris, 905 nucleotides long. RefSeq names its product probable cyclic nucleotide-gated ion channel 14. NCBI's taxonomy places the organism in Eukaryota, Viridiplantae, Streptophyta, Magnoliopsida, Asparagales, Orchidaceae. The record is from RefSeq and is a predicted model, not a curated record.